GUGGCUGGACUAGCCCGAAGAAAAGAUCGCCUGGAAGCUUUAGCUCAAAAACUUUCCAACAAAAAGGGCAAAUUUUACCCCCUUAAGUCAGACUUAACAAAAGAAGAAUACAUUUUAAACACUUUCAAGUGGAUCAAGGAGAACUUAGGCACGAUUCAUAUUCUCGUGAACAACGCUGGCUAUCUCGGAAAAACCACUCUAAUUGACGGAGACAGCGAUGUUUGGAGGAACACAUUUGAAGUUAACGUCCUGGGUUUGUGUAUAGCUACGAGGGAAGCCAUAAGGGAUAUGAGAGCCAACGACAUUGACGGGCACAUAAUCCACAUCAACAGCAUCGUGGGGCAUCAAGUGAUAAAUUUUCGAGAAUUUAACGUGUACAUUUCGAGUAAACAUGCAGUGACAGCCCUAGCAGAAACGCUGAGGUUGGAACUGGUAGAAUUGAAGUCGAAAAUUAAAAUUACGAGUAUCAGUCCGGGACUUGUGGAUACCGAAAUUUUACCAAAUUAUAUAACGAAGCACAAGAACCUUAUUGAAGAAAAACAAAUAAUCGAACCAGAGAAUAUCGCUGAUGCGGUUGUUUACGCAUUGUCGACUUCUCCGCAUGUGCAGAUUCAAGAACUUACCGUAAGGUCCGUUGAUGAAUCCUUUAUAAACAGCAACUAAUUAGUAAAAUACUGAAAAUAUUUUACUUAUUGUUGGCUUAAAAUUAAAAAUUUCCGCCAUUUCUUCAUCUUAUGUA
This is a messenger RNA of Anoplophora glabripennis (Asian longhorned beetle), 739 nucleotides long. RefSeq names its product farnesol dehydrogenase-like. The transcript is spliced from 3 exons. Lineage: Eukaryota; Metazoa; Arthropoda; Insecta; Coleoptera; Cerambycidae. The record is from RefSeq and is a predicted model, not a curated record. The annotation marks the transcript as partial.